AUGCUUGCACGAGGUCGAGCGCGGCUGUCCUUGUACUCGGGGCGCGGCGGCAGGUCACACUUCAGCACCAGCUCCAUCUCCUUCCAGCCCACUGCUGCCCUGUGGCAGCGUUGGUCGGGCCUGCGGGUGGACGGGACGGAGGACCCCGAUCCCAACGACUCGGACUACGAAAGCGACGGCGAGGAGCCCAACGCCGAUGCCGGCGCGGACGUGCAGAACCGCCAUCACCACCACGACGAGAUCGUGGGCUUCGCCAUCAACGGACUCAAUCGGUUCCAUGCGCACCACCUCCGCCGUGAUGACGAAUGGCUCCGCUAUGCCCUGCACGAGAGCCCCAAUUCGCGAUUCCUGGCAUUCCAUAAGCUGCGGCCCAUGGUGGAGCAUCGCACGCCACCGACGCAUCUCGGCCCCAUUCUAGCUUGGCAAGAACGGGGAGAGGUUCUGCCGGCCAUCACCGACGCCAAGUCCACGGUUCUCCUCCUGGGCCAAUCCCUGCGCGAGACCAAUUCCGACCGGUCGAUCCAGGAGCAGCUGAGCGAUGAGAGCAACCAGAUCAACGUAUUCGCGUUCGACCUCGACCCCAUCGUGGGUGACGACGAACAGGAAGCCCAGCGCUACGCAGCCGCCCACCAAACGCACCUCGAGGUUCGGACCACGUUCGAGGAACCGCGGGCGAUUGUGCCGCACUUGCCCCCGUGGGAGGGCGGUGUGGUCGCUCAGGCCCGCUCGCUCCUGCAUUGGCACAAGAAGAACGGGUUCUGCGCGGCAUGCGGAUCGACCACCAAGUCCGUCGAGGCUGGCUAUGUACGAAAGUGUAAUGAUGAUAAAAACGCCAGUUGUGGAAUGGACCACUAUCCACGCACGGACCCGUGCAUCAUUACGAUGGUGGUGUCUUCGAACAGGGACAAAUGCCUUCUGGGCCGAAAGUCCAGCUGGCCUGCUGGCAGGUUCAGCCUCCUGGCGGGCUUCAUGGAGCCGGGAGAGACCAUUGAAGCCGCUGUGUUGCGCGAGGUGUACGAGGAAGCUGGACUGCUGUUGGACUACGAUAAGGUGGCCUACAAGCUGUCGCAGCCGUGGCCCUUCCCCGCGUCGCUGAUGAUCGGCUGCGUCGCUACGAUGCACGAGGCCGAGAUCCAGCGGCAGAAGGUGAGCGUCGACUACCACGAGCUCGACGAAGCGCGCUGGUUCGACGUGAAGGAGGUCGCCGCCAUGCUCGCCAGGAGCACUCAGCUCACGAUCGGGAUCCGCGCAGGAAGGGGCGCCGGAGGGUGA
Acanthamoeba castellanii str. Neff is the source of this 1272-nucleotide messenger RNA. RefSeq names its product hydrolase, NUDIX, putative. Gene Ontology annotation, biological process: NADP+ catabolic process; NAD+ catabolic process. Gene Ontology annotation, molecular function: NADH pyrophosphatase activity; metal ion binding. The transcript is spliced from 11 exons. Gene Ontology annotation, cellular component: cytosol. The record is from RefSeq and is a predicted model, not a curated record. Lineage: Eukaryota; Discosea; Longamoebia; Acanthamoebidae. The coding region runs from base 1 to 1272 and encodes 423 amino acids.